Molecule: messenger RNA, 771 nt
Organism: Diaporthe amygdali
Lineage: Eukaryota; Fungi; Ascomycota; Sordariomycetes; Diaporthales; Diaporthaceae
Exons: 4
Coding region: 1-771 (256 amino acids)
Source: RefSeq, a predicted model, not a curated record
AUGGGUUUCUCGAUCGUCGCACUGGCCUCUUUGGCCCUGGGAGUUGCGGCUCAGAGCACCGCCGGUGCUUACGGGCAAUGUGGAGGCGUUGGCUCAUAUUAUGCCCAGUGUUAUCCCGGCGCCGCAACAUCUUCAGUUGCAACAAGUAGUUCCGCUGGGUCCACCUCGAUUCCGGCUUCGACAACUUCGAGCCGUGUCAGCACAACGGCGAGCACCUCGAAAUCAACAACGACCUUUGCCACCUCAACCACGAGCACAGCCGGAGCCGGUUCCGGCUCCGGCUCAGGCACGGGCACGACCCUCCUGUCCGGCUGGUACUGGAUCCGGGGCGUCGAAUCGCCCUACUACCACAGCUACCUCCAGGCCCUGCCCACAGCCAGCGCCGGCACGGCAUUGCUGGACAGCUACCUCACAGCCGGCCAAUUCAACAUCAUCGACGGGCAGCUCGUCUACAACACCGGGUCAGGGACCACCAGCGCGCUCUAUCUGAACGUCGAGGACCCCACGGACAAGACCCAGCGAGCCUUGGCGACCACUUUCAAGACGACCAAGAACACAUACGGCUCGUUCGCCUUCUCCGGCGACACUGUGACCUGGACGGACCCGGACGUGGCGAGGCCUAACACUGCGGCGUUCUAUGUGUGCCCUGGUACAUCUGCCACAGGCGCGAAUGCGCUUUACAUCAACACCGGGGCUUAUUUGUACCAGACGCCGAGCGGGUGCUAUGAUGUUGAUAUACACUACUACGGAGGAUCGACAGCUAACCUGUAA